AUGGACAACAAAGCCAUGUACCUGCACACCGUGAGCGACCGUGACAAUGGCUCCAUCUUUGAGGAGCCCUUCGAUGGCAGGAGCCUGUCCAAGCUGAACCUCUGUGAGGACGGUCCGUGUCACAAACGGCGGGCAGGUGGCUGCUGUACACAGCUGGGCUCCCUGUCAGCGCUGAAGCAUGCGGUUUUGGGGCUCUAUCUUCUGGUCUUCCUGAUUCUUGUGGGUAUCUUCAUCUUAGCAGUGUCCCGGCCUCGGAGCUCCCCAGAUGACUUGAAGGCGCUGACUCGGAAUGUCAACCGGCUGAAUGAGAGCUUCCGGGACAUGCAGCUGCGCCUGCUGCAGGCUCCGCUGCAGGCGGACUUGACAGAACAGGUGUGGAAGGUUCAGGAUGCGCUGCAGAACCAGACGGACUCACUGUUGGCCCUGGCAGGCUUGGUGCAGCGGCUGGAGGGCGCACUGUGGGGGCUGCACGCGCAGGCGGCGCAGACCGAGCAGGCCGUGGCCCUGCUCCGUGACCGAACAGGACAGCAAAGUGAUUCCGCGCAGCUGGAACUCUACCAGCUGCAGGUGGAAAGCAACCGGAGCCAGCUGCUGCUGCAGCGCCACGCGGGCCUGCUGGACGGGCUGGCGCGCAGGGUGGGCAUCCUGGGUGAGGAGCUGGCUGACGUGGGUGGAGCACUGCGUGGUCUCAACCACAGCCUGUCCUAUGACGUGGCCCUGCACAGCACGCGGCUGCAGGACCUGCAGGUGCUCGUGAGCAAUGCCAGCGCUGACACGCGCCUCAUGCGGCUGGUGCACAUGGACAUGGAGAUGCAACUCAAGCAGGAGCUGGCCACACUCAGCGUGGUGACCGAGGACCUGCGUCUCAAGGACUGGGAACACUCCAUCGCCUUGAGGAACAUCACCCUUGCCAAAGGGCCACCGGGACCCAAAGGUGACCAAGGGAAUGAAGGAAAAGAGGGAAAGCCGGGCGCUCCUGGGCUCCCUGGGCUUCAAGGUCUGCCAGGAGAAAGAGGUGCCCCAGGACUGCCUGGUCUCAAGGGUGAUGAUGGGAAGCUAGGGGCCACAGGUCCCAUGGGCAUGCGUGGAUUCAAAGGUGAGCGAGGCCCAAAAGGAGAGAAAGGAGAGAGAGGAGAGAGAUCUGGUGAUAUGGACUUCACAAUGAUUCGCCUGGUGAACGGCUCUGGCCCACACGAGGGCCGAGUGGAGGUGUACCAUGAGCGUCGCUGGGGCACGGUGUGUGAUGACGGCUGGGACAGGAAGGAUGGGGAUGUGGUGUGCCGCAUGCUAGGCUUCCACGGUGUUGAGGAGGUGUACCGGACAGCUCGUUUUGGGCAAGGCACAGGGAGGAUUUGGAUGGAUGACGUGAACUGUAAGGGCACCGAGAGCUCCAUCUUCCACUGCCAGUUCUCCAAAUGGGGAGUGACAAACUGUGGGCACGCUGAGGAUGCUGGGGUGACCUGCACCACACUCUGAAAGGGGCCACAGCCCAAGGCCAGGGCACUACCGUCGAGCCACACCCCUGUGUCUCUGGGGUAGGGGACUGCUUGGAGCUACCUAACCAUGGCUCGUGCCCGUUCCAACACCACCCUGACCCUUGCUGCCAGUUGGCCUUCCUCUGGUUCCACGGUGACUUGGUGUUGCCCUCCUUCCAGGAAAACUGCUCCAAAGUGCUCAGCGGGACCUACAUUCUGUCUUUCCCUUCCACCAAAGUUUCUACACGGGGAGGCCUGGUCAGUUGAACCAACAGUGUGCUCAGCUGUCUGAAGACCAUCUGCAGGGCCUCGGGAUCCAUGUUCCCUUUGCUCUGUUGGUUACAGAUUGAUGCUAAUAUGAUGUCAUAGGCAAGAGUAUCGACAGAGGUGGGGAGUGUUGUGGGUCAUUUACUUUGCAGAUAAUUCUCAAAUCCCAAAGUUUUAACCAACCACCUCCCCAGCAAGUAGAAACCCUUAAUUGACUCUGUUUCCCCUCUUCUCCUCUGCCUCUUCACACUAUAUGUUAGUUUGACGAAGGGGCAGGGGAGAAGCCAGCUAUGGGAGACAUAAGAAAAUGCCAGUCACCCGAAUGCCAGCUGGAGCUGGGGAGGGAGGGGGAUAAGUACCAUGCUGUGCUACACCGUAUCUUGGGUGCUGAAAUCACUUAUUCACUUUGCUGUGUUAAUACAAGGCAAGGUCACUCAGGGCAGGACCCUGCCUCCAGGUAGUACUCACCUGGCCCAUUCAUCCAGCUUCCAAGUUAGAAGACCAAGAAUGACCGAGACUGAGACCAGGUUCCCUCAUGGAUGUUGGUGUUACUGUCAGGCCCUUGUUAGGCCUGAGCGAUAAGCUUGAGCUGUAGACAUUGCUUAUUAGAAAGAUGUAUACCCCAAAUCCUACAGUAAACAUGUAAGAUCAGACAUGAUGGGGUUCUAAGUCAAACAUCCACACAGGAGUGCUGAUUUGAAGGGUGUCAUGGGAGCUAUUCCCGUUAACCUGAGCCCAUCAGUUAUUAGAGACUGUGUCUCAGGGCUGUUGGUGACAUCGUACCUUUCAGGCCUCUUGAAAUAUAAUCCUGUGAUGUGAGGAACACAAUCCUGAUAAACCUCUAAAGGACAGAAAGAAGUGUGACGGCCCUAUAACCUUCCCCGUGGGAAAUGAGACACCGUGGGCCUCUUCAAUCCUGUGAGCUGCACUCACCUCCUGCUUACAAAGGGAACACGUUCUGCUGUUGACACGUUGAGGAGGAGGAUGUUGAACCAGAUGGUACAUGUGUUCUAGAACUGGGGGAGCUAAAGGGUAGCGACUGAGGGCGGACCUGUCACAGACACAAUCACAUGCCCGAUGGGGUGGGCAUUAUCCUCCUUGGGGUCAGGAAGACCUAGGAACCUUCUGGUGUAGUCCUCCUCCCGCAAAGAUCCUGGCUGGCCACUAAGCCAACAUGUGAUCUUGGUCACUCUUGCUUGCAAUACGCAUUGCUCACUACUGUUCUCCUGAUCUGACCAACUGUUAUGUUUACAUAACAUGCAUGUACUCAGGCAUCUUCUCCCAGAGCCAGUGUAUGUACACCUGUAUCAGCGUAACACUCCUUAUCACAGAGCUCAGCACAUCACAUGGUUAUGUUUGAAAAGACAUACUAAAGGGCAUAUUUUUUAAAAAAUGGGUAUUUUAGAAGUGCCUAAACAUCACUUUGAGAAUUCUGGGAAAGAAUCCAGUUACCCCAAUGAUGAAGACUCGGGUAACUUUCUCACUUGGUCUUUACAUGGGGGAAACAGAAGUCUGGUUUUAUGUUUACAAAAGCAAUGUUGAAAAGUAUAUUAACCGCAAAAAUAGAAGUUGACUAGUUUACAGACCGACCUACGAGGACAUGGAAAUGACCGUGGACUGUAUUUCAGGGACUAAUGAAAACUAGGCCUAAAAUACUUCAGACUUUUUGUAAGAAAGAAUUUCAAUAAAGCAAACAUUUGAA
Messenger RNA from Psammomys obesus (fat sand rat), 3444 nucleotides. RefSeq names its product scavenger receptor class A member 5 (gene Scara5). Gene Ontology annotation, biological process: iron ion transmembrane transport. Gene Ontology annotation, cellular component: plasma membrane. Lineage: Eukaryota; Metazoa; Chordata; Mammalia; Rodentia; Muridae. Gene Ontology annotation, molecular function: ferritin receptor activity. The coding region runs from base 1 to 1476 and encodes 491 amino acids. The transcript has 8 exons. The record is from RefSeq and is a predicted model, not a curated record.